CUCGUCAGCAUGGUGCAAAAGAAAUUCUCCAUCUACCACAUAACCCUCGCUGGUGGGAUCGUGGCUUCUGCAGGCCUCGCGGGAGCAAGCUUCGCUCCCAAUAUCGUGUGGCUUUCUGUUACUUUUGGAGUGGUACAAGGAGCCGGAAUCGGAAUCACCUUGCUAGGCAUCGCCAUGUACUUGCUCCUUUACUUCGACAAAUACAAGGCCACUGCUACCGCCAUCAAGGAUAUCGGCACGGUCGCAGCUGGUGUCGCAGGCGUCCCUGGAUAUCGCUUCUCGUGAAGGAAUACGGUCUGCAAGGCAGCCUUCUACUAACGGCUGGUUUGAUGAUCCACAUCUUGCCAAUAGUCAUGCUUAUCAAGACACCUCGCCAUUGGCGUAUAUUCAGAAGUAGCG
Molecule: messenger RNA, 399 nt
Organism: Rhipicephalus sanguineus (brown dog tick)
Lineage: Eukaryota; Metazoa; Arthropoda; Arachnida; Ixodida; Ixodidae
Product: monocarboxylate transporter 3-like
Exons: 2
Coding region: 10-285 (91 amino acids)
Molecular function (GO): monocarboxylic acid transmembrane transporter activity
Source: RefSeq, a predicted model, not a curated record